Messenger RNA from Cuscuta europaea, 11190 nucleotides. The record is from the annotation of a GenBank genome assembly. NCBI's taxonomy places the organism in Eukaryota, Viridiplantae, Streptophyta, Magnoliopsida, Solanales, Convolvulaceae.
GAAAUUUCCAAAGUAAUCAAUUAUUUAAAUAGGCUUAUAAUUGGCUAAUCAAACAAAUGUACUUUAUUAUUAAAAUUCACACCCAUAUAUAUAACACAAAUAAGCUAAUACCUUUUAUAGUAAUUUUACACACAAUCAGCCAUUUCAGCCAAUAUAUUACCAAACACUUUUACUUCAGCAAAUUAAGUCUUUUCAGGCUUUUCAGCCAUUCCAGCCAAUGCAGCUGUCACCAAACAGGCCCUACAUGUGUUCUUGGCAUUUCUACCAAAAUUGAUAGAAGAUGGACUGAUUUUUAGAGAAGCAAGAAUGGUUUUUGUUCAUGUUCUACAAAAAAUUUACAUCAAAGAUGACUGAUAUCUAGCUGUGGAAUAAGAAUUUCAGUUCUGCUCCAGCCCAGCUAAUUCACUAGUCAACAACAAUAAAAAAAAAAAAAAACUUCAACAGCUUGGCCAUAGCUCAAAUCUCCACACCCAACAAAACGCUAGGGCCGAAGCAGGAGUCCAAGGAGAAUGGAGAAAAAUGAUGGGUGGGGCCCGCGUGCCCACCACUUUCCUUAUCCUGACAACACCUUUUGAUGAUUUGACAUAUUCGUGAUUAUCCAAAAAGCAAGUGUCGUUUCCCGAACGGAAACUCUCGAACGCCAGGACGAACGACUGCAGAAUACUUCAAUUCCGGCCUUGGUCAGAUUUCCCCGGCAGUCUCAGCCAAGCACAACUACAUGGUAUGGAACGAUGAAGGCAGACCGGCAGCUAACUCUCAAAAAAUAUUACUGGGAUUUCCAGCGGUGACACCGUUUACCGAACGGGAAUAUCUGGACUACCGGACGCUGUGACAGAUCUUGUUUGCACCACUUUGUGGGAUAAGGAUGUCUCGCCCCUAGUAGAAAGGAGUUGAGCAGCUGCAAUGGUUAGUUGGCUACAGAGGUAUGGGGAAGGGGACCCACUUAUUCCACCAUGACACCUCCCAUACGCAAAGAAGCUACUGAUUUGACAGCCCACUUGUGAUUAUGUUUAUUAUUAUAUCAAUAUUAUCAAUAUUAUUAGUAUGAAAGGAAAGGAGGAUUCACCCCAAGGGAGGGAGGCCGAACGGGAGUUUCCCUUGGUCACAAUUGUGAACAAAUCCAUGCGUGAGAAGCUGGCAUGGGAUAAUCAACACAGAAGCCGAACAAGAACACCUGUUCGGUCCACAAGAAUGCCGACCAGGAGCUUUAAAAUUUUGCCUUCGUAGCAGAUUUCCCGAGCGAGAACUCUGCAGUUGGAUAGAUUUCUGGGAAAUAAGGGUGGAACCCAUACGGUAUUGCCAUACGGCCUAUCUCUGCUACCUCCUUGCCACCGCCCGACACCAUCUUCCCAUACUGAAAAUUCAGUGCGAUUGGCCGUUCGGGAAAACAACAGGUCCGGCCACAGAUCAUCUCACAGAUAGAUUCAUGCAGUUGCUCAUCUCGCAUCAGUUGCAUCCAAAUUAGAUGCACUGCACGACCCUCUCCUUUAGGAACCAGGACAGCAGCGCCAUCCGGCGUCAGCUAUCCGGCUUCCGGCAACCGAGGUUGCCCAAUUCACGCACUAUCCCCUCAGUUAUUUGGCAGCGGGACGUCAGCUCUCCGAACGGUCGUCAUGGUCGGGAAUCCACCAGAAUUCCUCUACCCAACCAAAUAUCUCGAACGGGCAUUCGGUUUAAUCCUACAUGGGAGCACGCGGGAGUAUCUGCACGCCAAAUCUGACCCUGAGUUCCAAUGAUGUGGAAGUAACGGCCAAAGUCCGGCUCAUGCGCAGCUUUCCUCGCCGCCGGUCGUUCUCUGGCUGUAGUCCCCAUUUGCACCUCAGCAUGGUUCAUACGGCCAAAUCCCACCUAUUGCAGCUGUCCGGUCGAUCGGGAGUCGCCGCUCGAUCUAGCCGCUCGGCCCAAACCGUCACCUGUCUUCCCUACCCGGAUUCGUAGCUCCCGACCGGCAAGAUUGCAGCUCGAGACCUUAUUGGCCAUCCCAAAUUUCCGCUGCUCAGCGAUUCCUGCGUCGGGACCUCCACAGCUCGGCGUGAAUCUGGAAGAACGGGAAAGCCGAUCAGUUUUCUGAAAGUCUCGAUCGGCAGAGGGCUGGGUCACAUCUGCUCCAAGCGGAUUAUUUGAGGAACAUAUUUUGAAGAAACGGACGGGCCUACUGCUGUGAGAAAAGCUGCAGUAUUCAUUGCUGGGCUAGACCACCUUCGGCAAUUAAAAAUCUCCGGGCCAAUAACUUGGUCCGGCAGCUGAAGAUCAGCCUUAUUGAGCUAAGUACCCAAUCUCUCACUUGCAAAUUAAUUUCAGAUAACAUUUUUAGGAAUGUUCGUUAUCAUCAUUAGUUAAUAGGGAUUAAAAAUAUCCCGAAUUAAAUAAUGUCGAGCGAAGCUUUAGAGAUAAAUCCUCCAUUUUUAAAUGGUUGGUUUAGUGGACCGACCGGCCAACGUAUGACCGGGGUAAUAAAGCGAUCGGAGUACAUCCGAAGGGCAUCGCUCCAGCGACGUGUUUUAUUACAUUAAGAAUCCCGCUCAGCAUCGAGUGCUAAUACAUUAGAAUGUAAAUUAUAGUAUUAUUACUAUUGAUUGCACAAAUAGGGAUUAAAAAAAAUCCUGAAUAAAAUAAUGCCGAACGGGGCUUUAUAAAUAAGAUGACCAUCAUUUUAAUUAAAUGAUUGAUUUUAGUAGGGCCUAUCGGCCCAUCCCGUUUUUGCAACCAUGGCUGGUACGGGGUGAAGUACUUAGUUUGAUUAACUAAAGUUGUUAUUUCUUGGAAACGCCCGGCAAACCACUAGGUGGUUCCGGUCAUGGACUUUUACAGUUCGUGAAAUAAAUCUAGGCCGAGGAUUAUUAUUACCACUUCGGCCGGUAGACAUGAAUAGAAGAUAAUAAUAAAAAUAAAUAUUAUACAUAUGUGUGUAUAUACUUGUAUAUGUUGUUCGGCCGUGCGGCCGUAUUACUUUGCUUAUUGUGCAGUGGAAUCCGUUCGACAUGCUCGAGCUGGGAGAUUCAUGAUUUUUGGCAUGAAGCGCGGAGACGUUCAUGACCGACAAAGAAAAGAAUAAAUCAUAAUUAGGCAAAGUUGUUCGAUAAGCUCGAACAGAAAAGGGGAUCGAGAUUCAGAAAAGGGGAUCGGGAUUCAGAAAUGAAGAUCGAGAUUCAGAAAAGGGGACCGAGAUUCAGAAAUGAAGAUCGAGAUUCAGAAAAGGGGAUCGAGAUUCAGAAAUGAAGAUCGAGAUUCAGAAAUGAAGAUCGAGAUUCAGAAAAGGGGAUCGAGAUUCAGAAAUGAAGAUCGAGAUUCAGAAAAGGGGAUCGAGAUUCAGAAAUGAAGAUCGAGAUUCAGAAAAGGGGAUCGAGAUUCAGAAAUGAAGAUCGAGAUUUCUGUGUUGCCGAGUGAUGUUCGGCAACACAGAAAAUUUCAGCCCAUGGUUAACACGCAGUCAUUUCAGAUGACCGAAUGACGAACGGGUUAACAACAUGGAAGGAAAAUCAUUCUCAGCUAAGAAAGUUUUGACCCUAGAUUUAUGAACGAAUAAAGGGAUCAAAACGGCUUGAAGAAUCGAUGCUCAGAAAAUCGGUGCCCGUGGUUAACACGGUCAUUCCGGAUGACCGAAUGACGAACGGGUUAACAACAUGGAAGGAAAAUCAUUCUCAGCUAAGAAAGUUUUGACCCUAGAUUUAUGAACGGAUGAAGGGAUCAACACGGCUUGAAGAAUCGAUGCUCAGAAAAUCGGUGCCCGUGAUUAACACGAUCAUUCUGGAUGACCGAAUGAGGAACGGGUUGAUUCCAUGGAAGGAAAAUCAAUUCUCAGCUAAGGGAGUUUUUGACCCUAGAUUUAUGAAGGAAUAAAGGGAUCGAAAACGGCUUGAAAAUUGAGGCUCAGAAAAUCGGUGCCCGUGGUUAACUCGAUCAUUCCGGAUGACCGAAUGACGAACGAGUUAACAGCAUGGAAGGAAAGUCAUUCUCAGCCAACGGCUUGGAGUUUGACGCUCAGAUAGUCUCACCUCAGCGGUUAAUAUGAGAAUCGAUUCUGGAAAACCGAAUGAUGAACAUAUUAGCAGUUUGGAGGGAGCCAUUAUUUCAGCAAGAGUUUUGACCCUGUAAUUACGCAUUGAUGAAGGGAUCAAAAUGGCCUGGAGCUCGAGGACAGUGAUUCUCACCUCAGCUUGUUAACACGUGGAAUCAUUCUGGAUGACCGAAUGACGAACGGGUUAACAGUUUGGAGGGAGCUGAGUCGUCAACUUAGCCAAAGUCGACCCUGUAAUUACGUACGGGCAAAGGGAUCAAAACGGCUUGGAGAUGGUGUCAAGACUGUAAGAUAUGGAUUAACCGAGCAACGUUCGGAUAAGGUACGGAUUGUCGCCCGGGGAAUCGGAACUAUGGUUUUGAAAAAGCUCGCCUCAGUCAUGAACUUGAUUCGGAAGCGAGUCGCCCUUUUAGCUAUAAGUAAGGAAUGACCCAAAUUCGGUGAUCUUGCUUACAGUUCAAAAAGGGUUACCUCAGACCCCUAAUAUGGAUGAUACGAGCCAGAGAGAAUAGUUCGGAAUGCAUCAGAAUUAUGGGUUUGGAAGGGAGAUAGUCUCACCUCAGCUUGUUGACGUGUGAGAUCAUUCUGGAUGACCGAAUGACGAACGGGUUAACAGUUUGGAGGGAGCCCCUGUCCCAGCUGAGAGUUUGACCCUGUGGUCACGAUCAAAACGGCUUAGAGGAAUUCACCUCAGCUAAGAGUUUUGAACCCGUGCGUCACGAACGGAAAAGGGAUCAAAACGGGCUCGGGAAAGGUGUCAGAACAAUUAUGAAGAGAUAGCCUCACCUCAGCUUGUUAACACAUGGGAUCAUUCCGGAUGACCGAAUGACGAACGGGUUAACAGUUUGGAGGGAGCCCCUGUCCCGGCUGAGAGUUUGACCCUGUGGUCACGAUCAAAACGGCUUGGAGGAAUUCACCUCAGCUAAGAGUUUUGAACCCGUGCGUCACGAACGGAAAAGGGGUCAAAACGGGCUCGGGAAAGGUGUCAGACAUAAAGAUACGUGAGCCGAGUGAGGUUUGGCCACAUAGAAAGGAUUGUGAACAAAAGAAAAAAAAGAAGCAAUGAAGUAACAAGAUUGGGGAAAGAAUCGAGUUUUAUUCUUCAAACACUACUCGCCGGAAAGUACAAAAGAGAUCAAGAGUAAUACAACUUGGGCAAGAGAUUAUGCUACUGAAUGACCCCUGAUCGGGGAAGAUAGAGACUGAAAACUGCCAACCUGCGCCAGAUCAUUAGAAACUGCUUUCUGUCUUUAGUAUGGGUGGCCUGGAUCAUUGGAACUAUGGGAUUGGAAGAUGGCCAGUCGAGUCGAGUCGAGUCCAUGUUUGUCGAGUAGAGUCGAGUCAAAUCCAUGUUUGUCGAGUCGAGUCGAGUUAAGUCCAUGUUUGUCGAGUUGAGUUGAGUUAAGUCCAUGUAUGACCAGGUCAGGUCGAGUCGAGUCAGGUCCAUUCCUUUUGACUAUGGCAAUGUAAGGACCAUGGCAAUGACCAUGGCAUCGUAAGUCCAUAUCACAGCAAGGGCCACAUUUUAUGCAGCACGAACGGGCUCCACAGCACCGUCGUGCCUGAUUCUCGGUCGGGCUCGUCCAUCCUUGACCUAGGAUGACGACCGCCGCUUUUAUGCAGCACGAACGGGCUCCACAGCACCGUCGUGCCUGAUUCUCGGUCUGGCUCGUCCAUCCUUGAUCUAGGAUGACGACCGCCGCUCUUGUGCAGCACGAACGGGCUCCACAGCGCCGUCGUGCCUGAUUCUCGGUCGGGCUCGUCCAUCCUUGAUCUGGGAUGACGACCGCCGCUUUUAUGCAGCACAAACGGGAUCCACAGCACCGUCGUGCCUGAUUCUCGGUCUGGCUCGUCCAUCCUUGAUCUAGGAUGACGACUGCCGCUCUUAUGCAGCACGAACGGGCUCCACAGCGCCGUGGUGCCUGAUUCUCGGUCGGGCUCGUCCAUCCUUGAUCUGGGAUGACUACCGCCGCUUUUUUAUGCAGCACGAACGGGCUCCACAACACCGUCGUGCCUGACUCACGGUCGGGCUCGUCCAUCCUUGAUCUAGGAUGACGACCGCCGUUUUUUAUGCAGCACGAACGAGCUCCACAACACCGUCGUGCCUGACUCACGGUCGGGCUCGUCCAUCCUUGAUCUAGGAUGACGACCGCCGUUUUUUAUGCAGCACGAGUGGCUGGCUCUACAGCGCCGUCGUGCCUAGUACGGGAUUGCACCUCAUUUAUGGAUUAUGCAUGCCUUGUGCCCAAGAUUAUUCAAAGACUGAUUCAGGGAUGCUGAAAAGGGCGUGAGCAAGAGUAUAUUUUCUCGAGUAGAUUUGCAAGCUCACUACUCAAGAAACUGGGGGACUUGUGUUGGGGAAUAUUAUCCCGGCCUACUACUGUUCAGAGGCCCAAGUCAUCACUCGGUAUGAAGCCCGGUCAGCAAGGCCCAUUUAGGCCUACCCAACCCGUUUCGGCCUAACCGGCCCACUAUGAUAGGCCCGCCCGGCCCAUUUAGGCAUGCUUCGGCCCAUUAGAACCUUUUCGGCCCAUUAGCCCCUUUGGCCCAUUGGCAAACCCUCCCAUUUCCUAUAAAUAGGGAGGAAGGCACCCAUUUGAGGGAUGGCUCUUUGCUCCUGGAGUGAAAGCUUCUCCCCCACCCUCUUUAUUCUUUUAUAUUAGCACCAAGCUCCAUGAAUGGAGUCUCAAGAUAUGUACUUUGUAAAUGAGUGAUGGAAGUAAUUAAUGAAAAAGAGCGGGCUUGGACGUUAGCCUAAAAAGUCCUGUAGUUUUCUCCCUUUCCGGGUUUCCACGUAAAAAUAACUAGUUCAUACACUUUUAUAUUUAUUAUUCAUUUUUAUACUUAAUCUAUGAUCCUGAAUAUCCGAAGUUAUGUUGGGCUUCCGGAUCUACGGGACUUAAAACUCAACAACAUCAAAUUCAGAUUGACGACACCAUCUACCCACAACGGAAGUGGAUCAAGGUGCUGGAUAAAAACUACCAGCUAGACCUCACCAUGUUCAAAUGCCAGGACCCGGUCAUUCCCGCCAUCAUGAAAGGUCACUAUCUCUGGGCCGCACUCCACAGCGCCAAACCAGUGCCAGAGAUAUACCUACAACAAUUCUGGGGACAUAUGCAUACAGAAUCUGUGAAGGAUCGCUCCAAGAUUAAGACGAAGCUGAAUGGUAUGCGCGUAGUCCUGACGCCGUCCACACUACGAUCCACCUUAGCGCUGCCAGUCCACGACACAUAUGAUCCUCUGCCGUCCAUUCCCGACCUUCUCAAGGACGUUACAGCUCUAGGCUACACCUCUCUUCUCCCCCAACUAUCCAAUUUCAAUGGGGCAUAUCUCCAUCACCCGUGGAAGAGCCUGUUCGGGCUAGUGAACAAAUGCCUGUUACCGAAGCAUGCCGUGUUUGACAAAUGCUACAAGCAGAUUCUCCUGAUCUUUCACGACAUUGCUUACAACAAGAAGUACGACAUGGUUGAGCUGUUCUUCUCAGAGCUCAUGGAUCUCGUCAAGGCAAAGGAGAAAAACAAGUCGAGCACCAUCCCAUAUGCUAGGUGGCUCGGGCUUAUCAUCCACGACACCAUGACUGCGCAUGCCUCAUUUCCUAGAAGAAGUGAUGAUCCACAUUUCACAUCUCCAAAGCUUCUCUACUUCAAGACUGACAAAAAACCUGUCACUGGCCUGCGGAUUCCUGGGUUCCUGCUAAAUCUCGCCAAUCCGUCCAAUCCUGCAGUCCAACAGUACAGAGAGAGUGUUGAGAGAACUGUCCCUAUGGUUCAGCAAAACCCAGCUGGACCUACCCCGGGGACACAGCCGAGUGCACGUGAGGGUCCUAAGAGAGCCCAAAAGCCACAGAAACCAGUGGCCGGUUUGCCCCAUGAAGGAAAGUCCGACGACUCUCUCGAGACGAGUAGGAUGGCUGAGGGCACCGCAACGGACGCUGAGGAAUCUGCUGAUGAAUCGUCCAGUGAUGCCCAAACUAACACUGACGAUGAGGCAGUCGAUAGCGUGGGUACUGAUGGCGAUGAGUAAGAUUCUGAUGAUGAUGGUGAUGACAGUGACGAUGUUGAGCAUACCUAUGCUCUGAUCAGAAAGGGUAAGCUGUCUGCCGAAUCUCCAAAAAGAAUAACCGCUGAAGACGCAACACCCAUAAUCACCGGCAAACCCAAGACAUUCACCAUCAAGGAAUUACAAAACUCCAAAAGUGUACACAGAGAAACCUGCAGCUCCAAGGCUGACUAUGAUGAAGCAGCCCACGUCAUCAAGAACUCUCAGGAUGCCAUCAUUCGCGAGAAACGGGCAAAAAUAAAGAAUGACAAAUCAUCUAAGCCCAAGUCUCAUCCUCGCAUCAGGAAGAGCCUCAUAGAUAAGGCUGACGAGCACAUCUUUGCUCAAUGUGAACCCUUUAUCCAGAUAAGCCGAGCUGAAUCCCUAAGUACAGGAGCCGAUCUUUUCGGUUCCCGAGUAGAAGCCGCAGCAUCUGGUUCAACUGCGCAUGCACAACCCUCCUCCAGCCACUCGUUAGCCUCCCAACAGGCUAUCGUUUCAACAGCACAUGACUCACCCACCUCUCUGGUUCCUUCCGAAUCAGUUGAGCGAACUGUUGGCCAAUCGCCCGAGGUCACAACCCCUCAUUCAAACACAUCGAGUCUAGGUGUCACAUUUCCCACAUUUUCUUCCUUUUCUAGGACACCUACACUAUUCAAAGCACAUACAGGUGCACCCACCCUGAACGCAACGACCAGAGCGCAAGCUAUGACGGUUGGAAGUCCUGCUAUGCCUACAAUGAUUCCAUCAUUAAACGCAGGCCACACAUCAGCUAUCUUCACUGAUACUGUGACAACAGUUACAACCCCCGUAACUGGCCAUCCCACCUUUGAAGAUGUCAACGUUCUCCUGAAUCGCUUCCUGGAUUCCACCAUAAAACCAUGGGUGCAAGAAGCAAUGACCGCUCUUGCACAUGAAUUUAGGACCACCCAAGCGGUUCAGCCUGAACAUCCCACACCCCAACCUGCACCCGAACCCUUCAUCUCCCAUACCCAACCAAUAUCUUCCACCGCCCUCUCUCACCACUCCAUCAACCAAUUACCCAUCUCCUCACCUUCUCGGGGCACCCAUGAUACAGAACUAGUAUUAUCCCCACACCCUAUCACACCUUCCAUCGAUCUCCUAUCGCUACCCUUCGACACCUUGGCAUCGGCUAUGCUGGACCAUCUCCUCAACAUACCACAAGCCAACCUCACCCCCUACCAUCAAGCCAUCCUCAAUGCCCUCCUCUUCACCAGAGACCAAGAGCAAAUGCCAUGACAGUCCUCGUGGUCGCAAACGUUCCCAUGAGGACCCCGAUGAUUCGGAUCCUCAUGAGGGGGAGAACAAGCGGCCACGAACACUGGAGCAAAAUGCUUUAGCCAGCCACACUCCACAGCCCGAUCAACCUGAAACCUCCACCAACCAACAGCCACACGUAACCAACCAAACCCAAACCAAACUUUCUAGCCUGGUCGAGCUAGAUGAAACAUCCCGAGGCGUAUCUCCUAAAGAUACCAACCGAGGAGGGGAUGGAAGUCCUGAUGAUGCUACUACUGGUACAUCUUGUAAGUCAGGCCAUCAGUUAGAACCUCGUUCGAAGCUGAUGACAACGGGAAAUCCUAGUGACCCCGGUGUCCCAGGUAACAGGUCUCCGUCACUACAAGAUCAACCAGCUCCUACCAUUAUGUCAUCAGAUGAAAUGCACGAUCAACUUGAGGAUAUCAUCAUUCACGAAAAAUGGCCCAGAUAGUGGACGGAGAUGGAUCAAAUUAUGCAAGAUGAAGAACAACAAGAUAUGCAAAGGAGCUGGCUCUUACGGGAACUCAUAAACAAAUGUGCGGAGGACAUAAUCAGGCUCGAGGAUGAUGAACAAAAGGAAGGGGAAAACCACAAGGAAACUCAGAAAGAACUCGAAUCUGUUGUCAGACAAACGGCGGGACGACUUCCCAAGACAGAGAAACCUUGGGAAAAUGUACGCAUCAAAGCCCCCUUCCAAGAGGAAAUCAGAGAGGGUAUAUGGCGUAGACCGGAGAAAGUCAGACCUCUGAAUGAACUAAAGCUGUGUGGGCUCACCCAUCUCAAAGGAAAGCAGGCAGGAGGUCAUCUUCAUAUGCUGAUGCAACGGUCAACUGGGACUCAACGAGAGCUGAUGGAACAAGAUCUGAAAUCCAACAUUCUUCCAAUUCAUCAAAUCCUAAAGGUAAAGGUUGAAGAUUAUCAUGGAGUGAGAUUCUACUCUUACAAACUUCAACGCACCGAUGGGAGUGAAUUCACAUGUCAGGAAAACAACUUCAUCAUGCUCAAACCAGACGACAUCUAUCAAAUGUUUAUGGCAUACAGAUACCUCCCAGUCAGAAAAAGCAGAACAUACAACGAAGGCCUCGCAACAAUCAAGAGGUUCAUGCUCAGACAAGUUAGAGUUCACUCAUCUCACGACCUACAGAUGGCUAUCGAGUGCAACAUGACAAAGACAAAUCUAACACAGCCAAGACUGUAUGGUCCAAAGCUCGAAGACUUCCCUGCAUACCACAUCUUCUUCACACCACCAGCAGUCACAUAUCUCAAUCACAAGAAUGAAAAACGCCUGAUGAUGGUUAGCGAAGUUGAGAAAUACUGUGAUGGAACACUGAAGAUCAUCAUAGAACAGCUGUUGAAGAUGAAGGAACAGCUGGAUAAAAAACUUGAGGAGGCAUCGUCAUACAUUCUAAAGGAACAUUCAACGCUGGAAAUCAUUCUAAAAGCCAUUGACGAUCGCCUGGACAAGACAAACAUGCUGAGACAAUAUGAGCACACGCUAAACAUGAGGAAGCACUACUUCAAAGCUCAGAAGCAAUAACAAGGUGGCACUUGAUCACAAAGGGGGAGAUUGUUGAAGAUCAUUUAAUUGUGAAUCAAGUUUGUCACCUAUCUUGUAAUAGAUUAGCUUUAUUAUAUCCUUGUAUUCAAUAUUUGUAUUUAUUAGGAUAAAGGAUAUGUGGCCAAUGUGUCAGACCCAUAUCAGGCUGAAAGCCUUUCCGCUAACCCUAUACCUGCGCAUAUAAAAAGGCGCUUCAGGUUUAGGGUUGCGUUAACUUUCGAACUCGUUCCAAAUAGCCUUAGCGCAAUAUUCUUCUCUGUACGAGUUCACGGUAUAUCAAGGAAGGUUAUCAUCG